Messenger RNA from Equus caballus (horse), 1400 nucleotides. Its product is annotated as eppin. The record is from RefSeq and is a predicted model, not a curated record. Gene Ontology annotation, biological process: negative regulation of peptidase activity. Gene Ontology annotation, molecular function: serine-type endopeptidase inhibitor activity. Gene Ontology annotation, cellular component: extracellular region. Lineage: Eukaryota; Metazoa; Chordata; Mammalia; Perissodactyla; Equidae.
CCCAAGCUACUACUGAAUGAACAGACUGGACAAAGGCAGACAGACAUUUACACGUUCUGGAACUGCCAGACAGGCCAGCUUUUCUUCAGAAUGGAGUCUUCCAGACUUUUGAGAAUCCUGGUGCUAUCCAUCCUUCUAGUGAAUGUCCAGGGAUCUAAUCUGAGUGGCUGGCUCUUUCCAAGGAGAUGCCCCAAGAUCCAAGAGAGAUGUGAAUACCAAGAAAGGGAUGAAUGCACGACGGACGAAGAAUGCCCGGACAAAACGAAGUGUUGUGUCUUCAGCUGUGGAAAAAAAUGUUUAGACCUCCUACAAGACGUAUGCAAAAUGCCAAAAGAAACUGGCCCCUGCCUGGGUCUUUUCCAACGUUGGUGGUAUGAUAAGAAAUAUGAUACCUGCUCCACCUUCAUCUAUGGUGGCUGCCAAGGAAACAAUAACAACUUCCAAAGCAAAGCCGUGUGCCAGAACAUCUGCUCAAGAAAAGCGAUGUGUCCCAGAACCAGAGUAAAAUGCCUACAUGAAGAAAGGGAUCAAUGUACGAAGAACAGACACUGCCCAGAGAACAUGAAGUGUUGCAGAUUUGGCUGUAGAAAGGAAUGUUUAGACCUCAACAAAGACGUAUGCAGUAUGCCAAAGGAAUCUGGCCCCUGCAUGGCCUUCAUGCCACGCUGGUGGUAUGAUAAGAAAACUGAGAGGUGCUACAGAUUCAUCUAUGGCGGUUGCCUAGGGAACAAUAACAACUUCCAAUCUGAAGCUAUCUGCCGAAUCAUCUGCCAAGGCAAAAGUGAUGAUAGCCAGGACAAGCACAUGCUUUAUUGACCAAACCAGGACGCUUUUGAGAGUGGAAGGGGAUGCCAUUAAUUAUUACUUUGGGACAACAGGCAUAAACUGGGACUCUUACUAAAAAAAAACCACUCUAUGAGCCCCAAAAGUCACUCCACUUCCGUUCUCCCUUCCUACGAAAAGAUUUAAAAAUUACUCCAUCUCCUUUUUGCCAUUAACUGCAAGAUUUGGUUACUAAGGUGAGCAAGGCCCAAGCAUCUCACUCUUUUCUAUUCUGCCAUCUCGCAGAAUCGUCAUCUCCCUGGCUAGGAUAAGGAGAGCUGGAACAACCUCCAGGAUCUGGUUCAUAAUCCAGGGCUCUCUCCAUGUGUGCCUGAUUGAUGUGCCCCAUUGGCUUCCACUGGCCAAGUCUCAGCUGCCAAGACCUUGGCCCUUCCAAAAACCAAACCCCAGGAUUUUCUCACUCCCUUUCCUCCAGCUCAGCUUCUCUUCAAACACAAUGCCCUUCGCCCUUUGACUCCUUCUCAGUGUGUCACCGUAUCUCUUCAACUUUCAGGGCCCCCAUUUAUCCUUUGGAAGCCUCCAGUUCCUCCGAAUAAAGUGCUCUGUGUGGUCUGAUA